Molecule: messenger RNA, 1578 nt
Organism: Alternaria alternata
Lineage: Eukaryota; Fungi; Ascomycota; Dothideomycetes; Pleosporales; Pleosporaceae
Exons: 2
Coding region: 1-1578 (525 amino acids)
Source: RefSeq, a predicted model, not a curated record
AUGUCGUCCGUAACGUUCUUCCUAGCAGGAAAAGUUCUCAUCACACUAACACCACAAAUCAUCCGUAAUCUAGCUGCAUCGCUGAUACCCUCUAACGAUCAUUUCUUCUGGUGGCCAAUCUAUCGCCUCUUCCAACAAAACUUCUAUCCACUGUCCUUCCUCUUCCUCUUCCUACUACGAUACAUCCGAGUUGUCACUAGUCUGUACGGCACAUAUAGAUACCGGCCUGUACCCAUACCUCUAUCGCCCACCUACCACACCACCGAUGUCACAGUCAUCAUCCCCACAACGGACCUCAUGUCCCCGACACUCCACCACGUCAUCCGCACGAUCCUCUCCCAAAUCAUCCCCAAACUCAUCAUCUCCACUGCAGGAAUAGAAGCCGCAGAACAAUCCAAUGCAUUCAGAGCCUUGUUCUCAGAAGAUGGCCAGCGCAUCAUCGUCUCUCAUCGCAUCAAAGCCUCGCGUCGCGAACAAACCGCCCAAGCCCUCAAACAAGUCUCGUCACGUCUCGUAAUACUGCAAGACGACCACACAUACUGGCCCGCAUCACGCGCAUUCGUCGCCUCCGUGCUCGCGCCCUUUGAAGAUGCGCACGUCGGUGCCGUGAGCGCAGAUUUAGAAGCCAGGCACCACGCGCACCCGGCGUGUUCUUUGCGCGGAUUCUGGAAUUUCAUGGGCAUGGCCUACCUGGUACGUCGCUCGUACGAGUACCGCGGUACCUACGGCAUCGACCGUGGUCUAUCCACUUUGCCCGGUCGCUUCGGCGUCUUCCGCACCGCCAUCUAUGCUUCUCCGCUGUUCCUCGAGGCCUAUCUCAACGAGCGCUUACCGUUCAUGCAAGAGCCGCUCAACGCAGACGACGACAAGUUCCACACGCGCUGGCUGGUUGAACAUGGUUGGGAUGUCGGACUGCAGGCUGGGCCGGAUAGUCUGAUGACGACGGAAUUGGGUGAGUGGCCCAGGUUUUUGGGUCAGGUGUUGAGGUGGACACGCACGACUUGGCGGAAUAAUCCAGUGCAGUUGAUGAAUAAGUCGACGUGGGUACGACAUCCGUUCAUGUCGUAUAGUCUGCUUAUGUGGUUUUUUCGACAAUCGCUUCUCCACGAGUUGAGCAUGUAUUUUUUGCUUCAUCGCACGUUGCGGCAAUGUGGAAGGCCGAGCUACUUUACUGCUUGCGCGGUUGCACUCACGCUCUGGAUUGUCGCGUUCAAGUUUAUCAAGGUAUCGGCCCACUUUCGUAAGUAUCCCACGGACAUUGUGUACUUUCCGGCGUAUCUUCUUUUUGGCUAUUUUCAUUCGAUUAUCAAGACUUAUGCCUUGGUAACUUGCAUGAACGCGUCUUGGGCUACUGCGGAGACGGUCAACGCGAAACUCGGGGAAGUGGUGCUGGAGAGAGCAGACACGGACUCGGAGGAAGACAGAGGGGCCACCGGAAUGGCUACAAAGACCAUCCUAGAUGCGACUUUGAAGUCGGCGUCUAAUCUCUUCUUAGAAGCCAACGUAGGCGAUAAACUAGGGCAUGUUAUUCCCGUUCUGUUUGAGUUUUCUAUCGUAUACGGUGCCGCUAAUGUGUAA